Ylistrum balloti is the source of this 1419-nucleotide messenger RNA. Its product is annotated as potassium voltage-gated channel subfamily A member 1-like. The transcript has a single exon. Bases 1 to 1419 code for a protein of 472 amino acids. NCBI's taxonomy places the organism in Eukaryota, Metazoa, Mollusca, Bivalvia, Pectinida, Pectinidae. The record is from RefSeq and is a predicted model, not a curated record. Gene Ontology annotation, biological process: protein homooligomerization; potassium ion transmembrane transport. Gene Ontology annotation, molecular function: protein binding; delayed rectifier potassium channel activity. Gene Ontology annotation, cellular component: voltage-gated potassium channel complex; membrane.
AUGCAUAUUAUAAACCAGAACAAUAUUGCAGACGGAAGGAGUUAUCUACAACCGCCGUCAAACAUCGACAGGACUCACUUCCGGUCAUCCUCGACCGAUUCUAAUUGGAAGGAUCUUUUUGGUUCACACUCACGGCUUCCACCAGUAUCAUCGGCAGUUUCAGACGAUGAGGAUGACAAUUGUGCUGAAGACGCGCAGGAAACAUUUGCUUCCGAGGAUGCCUUACCGCUCGGACAUGAAUGUAACAUAGAGGGUUGCAAACGUAUUACUAUCAAUGUCAGCGGACUCAAGUUCGAAACCCAACUCCGGACUCUCAACAGGUUUCCUAACACUUUACUUGGCAACCCUACAAAACGGAAAAAACAUUGGGAUUCGAAACGAAAGGAAUUUUUCUUUGAUCGACACCGGCCAAGUUUCCCAGCUGUUCUGUACUAUUAUCAAAGUGGAGGUCGAUUGAAGCGACCGAUGGAGGUUCCGUCUGAUAUUUUUCUCAACGAAAUACAGUUUUUCGAGCUAGGCAGAUCUGCUGUUACUUCGUACAAAGGGGAGGAAGGAUUUAUUAUCAAUACCAACGAGUCACCUUUGCUCCCCAAACAACCUUUCCAACGGAAGGUCUGGGAGCUGUUCGAGUAUCCCGACAGUUCACUGGCCGCCCGUGUCUUAGCCAUCUUUUCGGUGAUCGUGAUUUUGAUAUCAGUGACGACAUUCUGCGUAGAAACUUUGCCUCAGUUUCACGGCAGCGAGUGUAUCGAUGUUCUUGCAGACAGUUCUGUCAAUAGCAGUAAAGUGGUCAUAAAGAAGGUACCAAACUUCCAGCAUCCUCUAUAUAUUAUAGAAGCAAUUUGCAUAUGCUGGUUUUCAAUUGAACUAGUGUUACGUUUUAUCUCAAGCCCAUCUAAGAGAAGUUUUCUUAAAGAUAUCAUCAAUUGGAUAGACUUUGCAUCAAUAAUGCCUUUUUAUUUUUCAAUGGGGCUAUAUCUGAUCUCCAAGGAAUGUGGUCAGUCAAAAAGCGGCGUCUUGUCGGUAUUACGGGUACUUAGAGUAUCGCGUAUCCUAAAACUAAGUAAGCAUUCUGUAGGCCUUCAGAUUCUAGGAAAAACUAUGCAAACCAGCAUAAGCGAACUGGUCAUGUUUGCUUUGUUUCUUGGCAUUGGGAUUAUUAUAUCUUCCGGUGCAAUAUUUUAUGCAGAGCUACCUGAACCAAACACACAUUUUAAGAGCAUCCCUGAUGCGUUCUGGUGGGCCAUUGUAUCCAUGACAACAGUCGGAUAUGGAGAUAUGUAUCCACGUGGAACAUGGGGUAAACUAGUUGGGGGCAUGACAGUUGUUUGCGGAAUAUUGUCCAUUGCACUUCCGGUUCCGGUGAUUGUGGCAAAUUUCAAUACAUUCUACAGACAAGCACAAACAAGGUCUGUUUGA